AUGAACAAGCAUCAUGCUAUUCAACUCAAAAAAGGUAAAAAUGCGUUCAGAGCAAAUUCUCGUAUUUUCUACGACAGAAAUAUACAAACAAAAGCAAAGUUGAUUUGCUAUCAAUUGCUAGUUAGACCUAUCAUCAGUUAUGCGGCUCCAAUUUGGUGGGAUGUAGGCCUAUCGGUCAUGGAGAAGUAUCGCAAGUUUGAAAGAUCCUGCCUAAAAACCUGCUUAGGCAGAUACCGUUCAGCUGAGUCCAAUUACAUCAAGCGACUCAGCAAUAAAGAGAUCUACGACCUAGCAGAUAUUCGCAGGUUUGAUAACUUCUGCCUUACCCUCACUAGGAACUACUUCAGUACCAUGUACGAAAUUGGUAAUGAUACAAUUAAGAAUCUGGAGAUCGAGAACAACAAACUAGUGAGAAUAAUGGCUGGAAGCAACUACAAUCAUGAUAGCCUAGACAGGCUGAAUGAAAAAUACUGGUGGCUUCAUGGUGAAGCUAAGCAUUUAGAUGAAUUACGACGGAGAGCCAGAAUCAAGAAGCAGCAAUUCCGACAACAGCAAAGAGUACGACCACUCUUAAACAGCCGAAGACGUCACAGGCAGUAA
Molecule: messenger RNA, 600 nt
Organism: Cotesia congregata
Lineage: Eukaryota; Metazoa; Arthropoda; Insecta; Hymenoptera; Braconidae
Source: the annotation of a GenBank genome assembly